This is a messenger RNA of Rotaria sordida, 813 nucleotides long. The record is from the annotation of a GenBank genome assembly. Lineage: Eukaryota; Metazoa; Rotifera; Eurotatoria; Philodinida; Philodinidae.
AUGACGCUACGAUCACGUCGACCACAAACAGCUAGACCAUCUCAUACCAAACGAAAUCGUUCAUUAUCAAUUCAUCGUCGUUCUCAAUCGGCUACAGGAACUUAUGAUAAACUUGUUAAUGAAUGUCAAACUGAUCCAACAUUUGCUGAAUCACUUUGGCAAUAUUAUCGUUAUGUUGUAGAAAAAUCUCAACGACCUAAACUUGGUUUACAACAAUUUCAUAUUAAAGAACCAUCAAAUAGACGUUGGAGACAAAGUGGAAUUUAUCGUAAUCCAGCAUUAACACAUGGUCAAAAAUUAUAUUUAUUAGAAAAAUGUCAUAUUUAUGAUAUGAAAGAUACAAAAACACGUCAUACAAAUGCUUAUGUAGACGUUUUAACUAGACGUUUUAAUGCAGAUUUACCAGCAUAUAAACUUGAUUUACUUUGCAAACCAGAAUAUCGUUUAAAUGAUCCAAGAGAUUAUUUUAAUUAUUCAAAAUUUUUGAAAACUGCACGUCCAACAGUUCGUUCAUUAAAUACAGGUUAUUUUACUUCUAAAAAACCUCAUCAUCCUCGUAUACCCAGUGAUCAUAAAAAACAACAAAUUGAUAUUCAUUCAAAUAACUAUUCUAAUAAAAACGAUCUUGCUAUUAGAUCAUCGUCAUCAUUGACAAAUAAAAAAUUACCUAAAGACAAUACUUCGAAUACAUCUCGACGUAUUAGUGCAACAUCAUUUUCAACUAAUAAUGAAAAUACUGUUACUAUUCAUUUUCGUCAUGAACCAAAACAAAUACCAAAAAUCCCUGUUUUAUCAUCACAAACACAAAAUUAA